ACAUCAUCACACGUAAAUAAGCGGCCUUGUAGUUAUAAGAUCCGCGCUAGUACAUGUCUUGUAAUAGUGAACAUAAGUAGUGCUUUUGUGAGAAUGUAUUUACUACUGUGUGCCCUGCUGGUGGCACCCGCCCUGGCUGAGCCGCAGUACAUAAAGAACGGUGUGAAGGGAGGCUACGGGGGUUCCUACGUCUACAACCCAGGGGCGAAGCUACCUGAUUUCUAUGGGAAUUCAAGUCACAAUCAGUAUGGGAGUUCGGGUUAUGGGAGCUCAGGGUAUGGGAGUUCGGGCUAUGACAUGCGCAACUACACCAGCGGCGCAUACAACCAGACCACCAUCAACUACGAAGUCGGCGUCUGCUAUAUAGAAGUUCCAACAGCAUCUUUGGCUAAAAAUCCUGCCCAUGUCCCUGCUGGCAACGGCUCAAGGCCAGACCUGAGCCGCGUGCGGUCCUGCUGCAAGGGCUACAUAAGGAACAUCCACAACUACCAGAUCUGCGACCCGGUCUGCACGGAGGAGUGUGUGAACGCUCUAUGCACGGCUCCGGAGACCUGCACCUGCUUCCCCGACCACGUGAAGAAUCUCGGUGGCUUCUGUAUUCCCACCUGCCCCAUCGGCUGCCAGAAUGGAUACUGCAGCGGGGGCGAGUGCCUCUGCAAGGAUGGAUACAAGUAUGACGUGAACGGAAAGUUCUGCGUACCGAACUGUAGGGAAAACUGCGGUGGAUAUGGGAACUGCACAGCACCCAAUGUCUGCUCAUGCAAAGAGGGCUACCGGCCAACUCCAGAAGGUGGUUGCAGGCCAGCUUCACAAGGACAAAAUCCUAAUAUUAUAUCUCCACCUUAUAACCCCUCGCACCAUCAGAACCCAUUGGGCCCAGGCAGUCAGAUAGUUACUCCUAACCCUAUGCACAAUUAUCCUAGCUCUCCAAAAUAUCCAGGACAGUACAGCCCGGGUAAUCCCGGACAGCCUGGGUAUAGAAAUCCAGGCCAGCACGAUUCAAAUAGCCCGGGACAACGAUACCCAGGCUACCCUUACCCCGACCAAUCUAACACUAAUUCUUUGUAUCCAAAUUUGCCUUCCUCGCCAUAUAACAAUAGUUAUCCGCUCAGUAAUAGCACUUAUCCACAGGGCACCACUAACUCAUCUAAUCCGUACUCAAACCGUCCUAAUUACCCAGGACAAAACCCGACCCAACCCGGCCAACCUGGAUCUAAUUAUCCUUACUAUCCCAGCCAGCCUGGUUCAAACAAUCCUUACCCGGGACAAUCAAACUAUCCGGCGUAUCCCAGCCAACCUGGUCAAGUAAACAGCUCAUACCCUGGUCAACCAUGGUCCAACAAUCCAGCAUAUCCAGGAUCGCAGGGAUCGACGUAUAAUCGUGGCCAGGAAACUUAUUCCGGUCAGCAGGAAGCCAACCAAUCAGGGUAUCACAAACAAUCUGGAUAUCAAGGCCAAUCUGAGUACCAAGGACAAUACGACUACGAUCGUUCGGGCUACCAGGGGCAGGCUAGUCAAGGGCAGACCAAUCAAGGGCAGCAUGGGUACUACAGCCAGUCUGGACAUCACGAGCAAUCUGGAUACAACGGCAGUCUAUUCGGGUAUCAAGAGCAAUCGGGAAAUCAUUCCCAAUCCAGUUACAACCUCCACAAGGAGGCAGAGCGCGGAGACGUCGAACCGUACCUCCCUGGUAGUCAAAUGUACGGAGAAACGCAACAAACUGCCCAAUUAGGCGACAUCUACCAGUGCUCGGAGGAGUGCAUCAAUGGUGUUUGCAUCAACGGCAACAAAUGUCAGUGCAAUCCAGGCUAUGUACUGGAUAGAAGCGAUCCUACGGAAAGAAAGUGUGUCCCAUACUGUGCUGGUGGUUGCACUAACGGGGUAUGUUCAGCGCCCAACUUCUGCAUCUGCAACGUCGGCUACUACAAAGACCGCAGCGUCAAAGGCCGGUCCUCAGCUUGUGUUAAGAGAAUAAGACGCUCCGUCGACUCUAAAUCUCUAGCAGAUUUGCUUAUUUUCGAAAUACCUGAUGAUGAAUAGAUUAUAGGAUAUCGUUAAACAUAUUAAAUUACUCUUUUUAUUUGUAA
This is a messenger RNA of Aricia agestis (brown argus), 2087 nucleotides long. RefSeq lists its product as uncharacterized. Lineage: Eukaryota; Metazoa; Arthropoda; Insecta; Lepidoptera; Lycaenidae. The record is from RefSeq and is a predicted model, not a curated record. The transcript has 7 exons. The coding region runs from base 94 to 2040 and encodes 648 amino acids.